GAAUUUCACUUCGUAUUAGUACGCCAUUCAAACCUAGUUAAAGUUUUUUUAUUGCUAAAAUGAUUUUUUCGGAAAGAUGUUAUAUUAGUUUCAUCCUGCUAUGCAUCACAAGUAAUGCGGAGGUAAAUUCAGUUAAAUUACAAUUAAGAAGUGAUGAUAUUUGUGGAGAUUAUGAAGGAAGACGGAUAUAUUUAGAACUCGGUAGUGAAGGUGUUCUUGUUGCAAAAAAUAGCAGCGAAAUAGCAUCAAAAACUACCUCGACUCAUCAGCAAUGCAGUUUGGAGCUUAUAACAUGUCCAUCAUGCAUAAUAAGCGUCAAAUUCGCAUUUUUGAAUAUUUCUCGAAACUGUGGGAAAAACUCAGUUCUUGACUCGUGUGGUUGUGACUACGUAUGGAUCUACGAGCCACCGUUUGAAGACGUUUCAGGCGAGCAAUUUUGCGGCCAUUUUGUCAACACAAAUACCUCCCAUUUGAUCUAUAAAAGUCAGACACGCGCGACCGCCAUUAACUUCCUCUUCAGCAGUUAUCAUAAACAUGCGUUCACGUUAGAAUACACAUCUGAACGAAAUCGCCAGUUUUUCGACGGAUAUCCCAACAAGUACACCAUGAAUAACAAUACGAAUCAGUUUGUGACAUCGCCAUUCUUUCCGCACUUCUAUCCUCGCGACAUGAACACUGAAUAUAUUAUCACGUGCCGAAAUCAGGUCGACACUUGUCGAGUACGAGUAAUAUUUACGGAUUUUCAAUUAUCAUCCAGUUCACUGAUUGAAUUUUUCGACUACAACGGCCAACGCAUUUCGGUAAUCACCGGCUCGUUAUUUCGGCCGCCAUUGAUAACGACUACUGGUCCCAAGAUGGUGAUACGAUUUUAUGCAAAUGGCGGCACUAAUUUAGGUUUUCGCGCGUCAUACAAUUUCCUCAUGGGGGAAACAAAUUCAACUUUAAAACCAGACACAGAUUGUGGAGGAUAUGUGGAUAACUUAGGCGGCGCCAUUACAAUGAUGAACAUGUUAAAAGAAAACACAAAAGCGUACGACUGUUUCUGGAUAAUUCGUCCACCGGAUAAUUUUUUGCACCUUAAAACGCAGAUUUAUGUAAAAAUCACUACGUUCUCGGAUUUUGCUGGCCCUACUGAGUUAACUUUACGCCAAGGAAUGACUUCGAAGGAACCAGUAGUUGAAGCAUUACGCCAUCCAAGUUCUCACUUUGCGAUGGCAAAACAACGCGAGCACGUCGUGUCAAUAAAGCAAGGAUUUUACAUCAGUCUUAAGGGUUUAUUUCGGCCCGAAUCGCGGUUAGCAAUCGUAUAUUCAGCGUUCAACUACAAAGGUACUUCCCAAUUAGUACAAACAUGAAAUAUAAUUUUUAUCGUUAAUUUAUUGUUGUUUCUAGCAUGUUAUUCUGGAUCAGAUUAUUUAUGCCGAAACAUGCGUUGCAUUCCUUCUUAUCUUGUCUGUGACGGCUUUGAUCAUUGUGGCGACAAUUCAGACGAAACCACAACAUGUCUCAAAGAACCAAAUGAACGGAUGCGUUGGACACACACUCCAAAUUUUUUCUUCCCCAAAAACGAUAAGUAUUCUUACCUUAAAACAGCAACAAUCGUCUUCGUCGUUUGUUCAAUGGGAUUGAUGACACUGAUCUUCACACUGGUGCUUAUCCUUUACCGACUGAAUAUGCGUAACCGAACGCAGCGCCAUUUGCAAUCACACUUGCAGUCUAUCAACGAUAUGCUAGACGAGGGUGUUGCCGAAUCCGUUAUCGAAGAAAUUAUUGAUCCCGACGAACCGCCUUUAUACGAAGCACCACCAGACUAUCAGAGCGUACUGAAGAUAGAGAAACGCAUCUCGAAGCGACGGUCACGAUCAAGUUCGCGCAUGUGCAAACACGUAAACAAUACUCCUACCGAUACGAGUUCGACGUUAUCAGGAUGCAUCACACCACCGCCGAUGUAUACAUCGUUGCCACGCAUCGAAAUCUCGGAAGUAGACGAAGUUGCGAGCGCCAGCACGUCGCAAAAUGUUGUGCCAAAACACUAUGACUAUAACUCUUUCACACUACAAAAACAUCUAUCACUUGAAGAACUACACGCGCCUUUACGCCAGCGGCAAUUGUCAUUGGACAUUAACAGGGUCAAGCUGUACAACGCGAUUCGCAAAAGUCAAGCGGCAAAUGAUAACCCGCCGGAGGUAGUCGCACGUGGCAAGCGGAAACGCCGUUUCUCCAGGAUUUCCGAAACACAUCUUUUGCUCGCAAUUGUUGCACCUGACGAUGUAGCUUUUGAAUCCAGUGAGGGUGUCAAAAAUUUAAGACGAAGCGUCUCAAUUGAGAACUUAUUAUUGCUCGUUCUGUUGGUAUUGCUGCUAAUUGCAGCAAGAUUGAUAUACACCAUGUCUAAAUACGUUCCAAAAUUUAAAGAAAAGCCCUGCGACGAAGAUAAGUACAUAAAUAUAUUGUUGCUUGGCGAAACAGGCACGGGAAAGUCGACAUUUAUCAAUUCAUUUGUGAAUUAUUUGCAAUAUUCUUCACUUAUUGAUGCUGAAGGUCAAAAGCUGGUAUGUCUAAUUCCGACAAAGUUCUCCGUACAUACGGACGAUGGUGACACGAAGGUCCUUAACUUCAUGAACGAUGAUAAUGAAGACCAGGAAAUUGGCAAUUCCUCAACACAAGGUGCCAAAGCUUAUGUCUUCCCGUUUGAAUCGAAAAUGAUCCGCCUGAUCGAUACUCCGGGAAUAAAUGAUGCGCGUGGAGCCAUCACCAAAGACCGCGAGAACUUCGAGAAUAUCCUCGAGUACAUCGGGCAGUUUAAGCAUCUGCAUGCUGUGUGCUUCCUGCUCAAACCGGAUGUGACUGUGCUCACUGCCAGUUUUAAAUACUGCCUCAUCGAGCUCUUCUCGCGGUUGGACCGCUCCGCCGCCACUAAUAUAUCUUUUAUUUUUACACGUACAUCCAGUACCGAUUAUAAGGCCCCCGAUACAAUCAACUGUCUUCGGCGAGUCGUUGAUGAAAUCGCCGGCACUGAAUGUGUCACCAUACCACUACGCUUCAAAGGCACCGAGCAAAAAAAUUGCUUCUACUUUGACAAUGAAGGCUUCAAGUAUCUCGUGGCGCGUAAUCAGGGUGUGCGUGUAGGUAACCCAAAACGUCUUCAGGAGAGCUGGGACGUUUCUUAUGCUUCCAGCUGGGCACUCAUCAAUUAUAUUGUCGGUGACGACAAACACGCGCCACUUCCUCCUCACAACGUGCAGGAUACUGUAUCAGUGAAUAAAGCACGACUGCUUAUUUUUGAGCUGGCUAAGCCACUAGCCGAUAUUACUGAAUUGAUACAGGACAACCUUGACGUGUUGAAGGCACAUCAGGCCAAGAUCGUACAAGAGAAUCUCACCAGCGAUGAGUUGAAGCAGAUGAUGUAUGUGCCCACCAUUGACCUGGAGGAGAAGCUUCUCACCCAGCCGGUAACCGUUUGCGCGGCGAAAAAGUGUGCCGAAACCUACACGGUCUCAGGAUUACAAAAGUACCACUACAAACAGAGAUGCCAUAAUCCGUGCUAUCUGACUGGUGUACAGAAGGAUGUUAUUGGCGACGCUGGUUUAGUACAUUGCGCAGCAAUGGGUGGCAGUACAAAAUGUAAGCAGUGUGAUUGUCACUUCACUACUCACAUGCACGUUUACUAUGAAACUACUACAGUGGAGUCACGUAUCGAAGACAAGACGGUUCAGUCGCAACUUGCUACCAACGCGCAGAUUAUAAAGGCGCAGUACGACCACAUCCGAAAACUGGAGAAUCGGGUGAAAGAGUACAAGGGUGAGCAUCAGGAGAUUUCCAAGGCUCUAGCAACUUUUGCAUACUUCUUGCGUAACAAUUCAAUAUGCCCAAUCAACGAUGCAUACGAGGCAUAUUUGGAUUGUUUAAUUCAACGAGAGAAAAUCGCUUUCGGAUCCAAUAAGCAACUUUUGCAGCGAUACGAAUCGUUGAAGAAGGAACACCUUGAGCAAAAACGUCUGCUUGAAGAGGCGGGUAAAAUGGCGAAGGCGCAGAAGAUUGCACACGUCACAUCCGAUCAAAUCAUGGCCAUCUGGGAAUGUUUGAAGAAACUGCCACAUACCGGAAGGAAGAUCAAUACGCUUCACCGAAUGCUUACUGAGCGCAAGCACGGCGAAAUGCUGAAGAACAUGGAGUACGUACACACCCAAAUAGCGAGGGUGCCGAAAAAACCGGAACCACCUGUUCAGCCCGCUUCGACAGGUGCCAAGAAAAAAAAGAAGGGGAAGGCGAACCCAAAUGGAUUGGAGGAGAAAAAGUCUCGUAUUGCAGAUCUAUUGGCAAGUGAUGAUAUGGAAGGAGCAAUGGCAUUGAUGAUAGAAUACAAAGAGGAAGAAGAGCGCCAAAAACUGAAAGAAUCUGAACAACAGGAUAAAAUGGAAGCGAUGAUGAAGAUGUUUGAGGCGAUGUUUGAAGCGCAAAUAGCAAAAAAGAAAGAGAACACUGGGAAAAACACUUCUAAAAAAAAUACAGAGACCAGCAAUUUUGGGCAAAAAGGGAGCAACAAAGCGCAGGGUAAUCAGAACCAGAAUAGAGGAGGGACUCAUCCCAACAGGGGCGGUAAUAUUCAAAACAGGGGAGGUAAUAAUCAGGGCAGGGGAGGAUAUAAUCAAGGAAGGGGAGGAUAUAAUCAAGGCAGGGGAGGUUAUAAUCAGGGCACAGGAAAUUAUCACGCGCAGGCGAAAACUGUUUAUCCAUCAACACAGCCCAACGAAACCUUUCAUCAAUACCACAACAAUCAGCAACAAUACCCCAAUUAUCAACAACAGUACCCCAAUCCACAAUUCCAAAACCUACCACCACAGCAAUAUGCUCAUAAUUACCAUCGACCCGGACCAAAUAUGGAACUACCAUUGCAAUUUAACAUCAACUUGAAUUCUCCUGAGCCGAAAAUCGAACCACUCUUGAGUAGGUAUCGUGAGCCCCCUCCGGCAUACAGCAACGUGUUGAAUAAUAAUUCGCACGUUCGCGGUAAGCCGCAACAGCAACAGCCUCCGAAACAACGUAAUGCUCAGUUCAAGAAGCAAUCUCCUCGUAAACAUGUUCCUAACUCUGUCGCCAAUACAGAGGAAGACGAUAAAGAAGUUGAUGAUGAAGAGGAUAGCAACGAUGAAGCCAGCAUCAACAACAUGAGACGAUAUUUGGACGAGCAGCGUAAAAAAUUAAACCAGGAGCCAUCGUUGCCUGCCAGGGCAGCUCGUGAAGCCGAAGCCAGAGCGUCGGACAACAGGCCAAAAGAUAAUGAUGUCACCGACAGAUUUAUGAAGUUCUUUAACUCAUUUAAGAAGAAUUAGAAAUAAGACUUUCAAUAAUUGAAUAAUUCAUGUACCCAUUUAGAAAUACGCAAUUUGUAUGCAUUUUCAAAUAUUUCUCCAUAUAUUUUAGACAAUAUAUCGUGCAGCAAGUUAUAUUUAUAUCUAUAUAAUUAUAAAGUUGUACCUAUUUGAUUAAAUGUGAAGAGAAGAUAGGUAAUAUUUA
Molecule: messenger RNA, 5517 nt
Organism: Dalotia coriaria
Lineage: Eukaryota; Metazoa; Arthropoda; Insecta; Coleoptera; Staphylinidae
Gene: Culd
Product: CUB and LDLa domain
Molecular function (GO): protein binding
Source: RefSeq, a predicted model, not a curated record